AUGGCGCCUCUUACAGAAUUAGUUUUAUGCAGUAUUUUAGAAAGGGAUAGCAAUGGUGAUACCUUAUGGACAUGGAAUUAUCCGACAAUGAUAGAAUCGGAAAAAAGUUUUAUUACAAGAAAAUAUAACUCCCAACUAGAGCAUAAUAACAUUCAAUCCUUUGUUUUUUCAAGACAUGGUCAAUAUUGGUUUUAUAUUUACAAUAAUGAAGCAGACUCGGAAAAACUGCCUAAAGUAAAACAAUUUGCAAUUGUACUUUUAACAACAGAUUACUGUCCUCAAAAGUAUGAAUUACUUUGUAAGAUUUUUAGUAAAACGUACAAUCAAAGCGGCGAUCCUGUAGAAAUUUUAAAAUUAUAUUUAAGCGCUUAUACCAAAGGUAGUUGCAUAACGAAAGACAACGAAAGCUUUUCAUCUAAUGAUUUUGACGCACUACCCUUUGGCUUAAACACCAAUCUUAAGGAAUUGAUUAAAGUUUUUGAAUUAGAAACGAUAUUAAUAUACACUGCUCUAUUAUUGAAAAAAAGAAUAGUUGUUUAUCAUCAUAGCUUGGAACAACUGUUAAAGUGGAUUAGGACAUUUCCUGUCCUGAUGAAACAUCGAAAAAUAGCAGAUAAUCUUCUCACUUGGGUUGACUUGAUACCAGAUGAACUCAAUGAAUUGAAGAAGAAUUCUUUCUAUGUAGCUGGCUGCCGAGACAACUUGAUAUCGUCAAAGCCAGAACUUUAUGAUUUAUUGGUUAACAUUCCUGCGAGAGAAGUUAUUGUUCCUAAUCAUGCAAAGGAAAGUUUUACAAUGACAAAAACGCAUAAAGAAAUCGCAUUGUUUAUGGUACAACUUUGUGAAAAUCAAUCGUUAACAGAAGUACAAAUCAUAUCUGAAAUUGCAGAUAAAACUCAAGAUCUUUUGAAUCAAUUAAUAACAUUGGCUACCGUUGAAACGCCAGAAGGAGCCAAGAAAGUACCUAUUCAAUCGAUUAAAGAGAAAAAUCUUGCAACAGCAGUUGAAAACUUUUUAAUCAAUCUUGCCAUUGCUGAGAAUCUUCUUAUAAUGUGAUAUUAUUUCAGUAUACAGAACUCGUGAUUAAAUCUUCUUUUUGGAUUAUAAAGAUAAAUGUCCAAUUAUUUAUUUUUAAGAAAAGUUUAUGUAAAUAAUUGCAAUAAUUUUACAUAUUUUGCAAGUGCAAUUGAAAUACUUCUUAUCGAAAAUCAUUAAAAUGUUGGCUUACCAUAAAACUUUUAUUCCCUUAAAAUA
Messenger RNA from Ceratosolen solmsi marchali, 1254 nucleotides. Its product is annotated as protein FAM45A. Gene Ontology annotation, cellular component: late endosome. The transcript has 5 exons. NCBI's taxonomy places the organism in Eukaryota, Metazoa, Arthropoda, Insecta, Hymenoptera, Agaonidae. The record is from RefSeq and is a predicted model, not a curated record. Bases 1 to 1056 code for a protein of 351 amino acids. Gene Ontology annotation, molecular function: small GTPase binding; guanyl-nucleotide exchange factor activity. Gene Ontology annotation, biological process: regulation of early endosome to late endosome transport; protein transport.